AUGACAGCAGCUGACGUGGCCAACUCUAGUAAACAUCCAUGCCACCACCAACCCUGGGCUCUGGCGAAUUCCACGCCGCUUUGCAAGCCUGGUUACUGGGCUGUUGCCGAACCUCUUGGUUCAGCAGCCCAUGCCGGCACAGCAGGCUCCGUUGCUGCUUCGGUUCAACUGCAUGGCUUGGGUCGGAAUGGGACAAUUGCGGCUGGUGGCGAUGGUAUCAAAACGAGCAGCAUUUAUGGCGGGCUCUCCAUUGCAAGAUUCAGCUCAUCCAAAGGUCGGCGCAGUGGCAAGGCAGCAGUGCAACAGACGAGCAGCAGUAAGAGGGAUUGUAAUAUCCUAAUCGUGCCCUGUUUCUGUUACUGCAUCUGCACUGAUCUGUGCAGGUCGGCGCAGUGGCAAGGCAGCAGCAGUGCAGCAGACGAGAUAGGAGGAGAGGGAUGGAAAUAUGCUGCUCCAUUACUUUACUCCUUGUUCCUGUCACUGUAUCUGCUCAUUCUCUGUGCAGGGAGAGCAGGGAAUGCGGAGGAGAAGAGUGAGGAGGACCUAGUCACGCGGAAGCAGCAGCUGCUGGAGCAAGCAGUCCAGGAGGUGGGGGAGAGGAGUGAGGAGGAUCUAGUCACGCGGAAGCAGCAGCUGCUGGAGCAAGCAGUGCAGGAGGUAUGGUGGUGUGAGGGGUAUACUGAGGAGAAAAGUGGGAGAGGAGGGAAGGUGGAGGAGAGGAGUGAGGAGGACCUUGUCAUGCGGAAGCAGCACCUGCUGGAGCAAGCCGUUCAGGAGGAAGCAGCAGCUGCUGGAGCAAGCCGUUCAGGAGAUAUGGUGGUGUGCGGAGUUAUGGUUGU
Molecule: messenger RNA, 839 nt
Organism: Closterium sp. Yama58-4
Lineage: Eukaryota; Viridiplantae; Streptophyta; Zygnematophyceae; Desmidiales; Closteriaceae
Source: the annotation of a GenBank genome assembly